AUGGUCUACCUCGUAACAACGGACCGCAUCCUCGCUGCCCUGGAGGCUGUCCCGGCCUCCCAGCGCGCCGAACUAGAUCUGCCUGCUUCCCUUACUCGCCACGGUCCCAUGGCGCACGAGCAGCUCCUACGCCUGGCGAAACACCUCCAAUCCGAAGCUGCAGACACGACUACGCACACCCUACCGGGCCCAACAGCGUUGAGCUCCCUCUUGCGCGGGACAAAGGUCUAUGUUCCUCCGCCGCCCAAGAAACCCGAACCAAGCCCCGAAUACCUCGCCUCCAAAAAACGCCUCCUCGCCCUGCAAGACGAAGCAGCCUACCAGCGCCUCCUGCACCCAACCGGCAACCAAACCCCCGAAGACCCCUACACCUACACGCACCCCUCCGCCAUUUCCCAAAACGAAGCCGCACCUCUCUUGGAAGAAGACACCCUGACCCCCUCGCUGGUCGUCAAUAUCUUUCUCUCCGUGCUGAUAACGGGGUUCAGUGUGUACUGGGCUCUAUCGAAGUUCGCGAGCGCGGACGUUCUUGCUACGGUGUUCGCGUCAUGGAUGGGGUUGCAGAGUGAACAGCAUCAACAACAAUCCUCAGAGUUAAAGUUGCAACGAUACGGUGCGUCAGAGCCAGUGCGCGUGCUGGUAUCGAUAUUCGCGGCGUUGGCGGUUGCGGUUGCGGAGGCGUUCUUGUAUGCUGCUUAUUUGGGGAAGAUCCAGAGGGCUAGAGCCCGGGAGAGGGGGAUGAAGGAGAGAAAGGUGUUUGUUGGGGCUGUGGGUGCUGAUGCUGAUACGGACAACAAUGAUGUCAAUCGCGGUGGUGGUGGUGGUGGUGGUGGUGAGGUGAGUCCGAGCUGUAAGAAGGAAGAGGUGGAGAUUUGGGGACGAGGCGAGAAUGGGGGUGUGAGGCGGAGGGUGAGGGAGAAGUGGCAGAGAGAUAAGGAGAAAGAGAUAGAAAAAGAGGAGAAGGGGGAUCUAUGA
Penicillium lagena is the source of this 975-nucleotide messenger RNA. Its product is annotated as TMEM199/VMA12 family protein. The record is from RefSeq and is a predicted model, not a curated record. Gene Ontology annotation, cellular component: endomembrane system. Lineage: Eukaryota; Fungi; Ascomycota; Eurotiomycetes; Eurotiales; Aspergillaceae. The transcript has 2 exons. Bases 1 to 975 code for a protein of 324 amino acids. Gene Ontology annotation, biological process: vacuolar proton-transporting V-type ATPase complex assembly.